AUGGGAGAACCGGACGACCCGAAGGAGGAGUUGGAGUUCUACUUCAAGCUGGCAAACCCGCUGGCGCUGAGCCUGCCCGAUGCCGAUGAGAAGGCGCGCGCUGCGGCGUGGCUGCGCCGGCUGGGCGAGGAGGAGGCGGGCCCGCUGCGCAUGCGCGCCGACUACCUGCGCCUGCUGGUGUUCGCGCUGCAGCGGCGCCGGCUGGUGGGCGUGUUCGCGGCGCCGCCCGACGCCUCGCAGCCGCUGCAGCCCUUCCAGGAUGGCGCCUCGCUGACGGAGAUGAUGCGGCGCCUGGGCACGGAGGCGGCGGCGGAGCGCGGCGCGGGCGACCGGCCCGGCGUCUCGUCGAUGCUGGCGCACGACCUCAAGCACUUCCUGGCCGUGCAGCCGCUGCCGCACGACCGCGGCGCCCACUGCUACAUGGCGCUCAGCCCGGACCCCUACCCCAACUGGGCCACCAAGGCGAGUACCGCCGCGAGCAGGAGGUUACUGGCAGCUGCCGCCACGUGCAGACUUUGCCGCCUGACCCGCCCCCGCCCCGGCCUUCGUUCGCAGCCGGCCCCCAAGGAGCGCAGCCGGCGGCGCUCGGCCCCCGGCCAGCUGCAGCCGUGCCCCUGCUCGCCCGACUCGCCGGCCCCGCGCCCGCCGCUGGCCAGCUCCACGCCCUGCGACUGCCGCCCCCCGGCGCCGCCGCCGGUGCGCGUCGUGUGCCCGGCCGCCUCCGUCUCCGCCCCCGCGGCGAACCCGUGCGAGUGCGCGCCGUCGCCGGCGCAGCCGUGCCGCUGCUCGCCGCCCAUCAUCACGCCCUGCCCGGGCGCCUACGAGUCCUCGUCCUACGAGCUGGACGACGAGGACACGGACCAGAUGGUCUUCUCCUGGAUGGACAAGCCGGCCGUCAGCGCCGCUGCCCAGGACGCGGCUCUGCGCGCUCUCUCCGACGCGUGCGACGACUCCAGCGUCCGUUUUGCGCCGCUGUGGAAGUCAGAAGAGUCCGGCUUCGAGCCCAUGGAGUGGGACUCGUACCACAAGGCUCAUUUCCGGCCGAACAGGGCCGCCGAGUACCGAGGUGGCCCCGUGUACACGACGGCGAGCCGCAUGGCGGUGCGGCGGUCGGCGGAGCGGCUGGCCGACGGCUCGGUGGUGGCGACGGAGGAGCGCACGACGGCGGGCGCCGCGGCGCGCGUCUCGCCGCCCCCGGCCGGCUCGUGCCCCGCCGUGACGCCGCCGCGCAGCACCGGCGCCGCCGUCGGCACCGCGACGCGCCGCGUCACGUGGACGCCGCCGCCCGCCACCUCCACGCCGUGCGAGUGCGCGCCCGCCUCCCGCCGCCUCGCGCUGCCCUACUCGCCGCCCUCGCCCGUCGGCGCCGGCUCGCCCUGCCGCCGCAUCAGAUACGACGCUAGGAAAGAAAGAGCAGGGAGUGAGGCGACGUGUGCACCUCCCGUCCACAGGACUAGGAGCCCGACGUGCAGCAUGACGCCGGACAGCCUGGAGACUUCGCGCGCCCUCCGCAGCGCGUCGCUGCGGUCGCCGCGACGCAGCCUCUCCGCCGAGAGCAUUGUGCCGUGCCCCGCCAGUGGGCGGCAGUUGGACAGCGUGUCGCCGCCCUCGGCUCUGCGCUUCAGCGGCAGCGCCGGCCUCUCCAGGAGCCCGCGAGGCGGCAUCGACAGCAUGAGCCCGCCCUCUGCACUGCGCUUCUCUGGCAGCGGCGGCCUGUCCCGCGAGAUACCCUGCCCCUCAUACAGGUUUCAAGAUCUGGCACACGUGUUCUGUAGACCUCGUCCUUGA
This is a messenger RNA of Schistocerca cancellata (South American locust), 1788 nucleotides long. RefSeq names its product LIM domain-binding protein 3-like. The transcript has 11 exons. NCBI's taxonomy places the organism in Eukaryota, Metazoa, Arthropoda, Insecta, Orthoptera, Acrididae. Bases 1 to 1788 code for a protein of 595 amino acids. The record is from RefSeq and is a predicted model, not a curated record.